CAACGCGCUCUCGGAUGGAAACUCAAAGACAAGCUCAUCAAGCCGGGGAAGCCACGAGGUGGAGGAAACACUGCGUCAGAGCGACUUACACAUCGCGGAUUACAAAACGUGGCUAAGCACACAUCGGCUUUCUCCCUUUUUCAAACGAGAUGCGCUAUUAUCAAGCGGGAUGGAUCUUCUCGUUAGAGUCGUCAACAGGAAAAAGCGGACAAAUGAUAUAAAACAUCAAGAGGACCAAAUAUAAACGGCGGAAUAUAUGGUAUCGGCUUAGUCAUUCGGACUGAAUAUCCGAAACCCAGUUUUAUUGAUGAUUUAAAUGCCACUUAACGGAUUGCGCGUUCGGGAAAAGGCAUCAAAGCAUUGAUUGUACUUGAAUACAGGAAGUGCACUGCGGCUAAAGAGAGAGCAAACACGGCAUCUGCAUUAUGAAUCACAAAGGAUGAAGGUGAAUGAAAAUGACACCAAUUGAUCCAACUGACACCAACCUUUUUAAUUACAGCACAUGGGACAAUUAGCAAAAUUUUACAGACAGUCAAGAGCAUCUUAGAUUUUACCAUGGUGGAGGUCAUACCUUUAUAAAUUCUAAAUCUGUAGUAGAUAAAAGCCUGAAAAUUCAUCACUGAGCUGCCAUCAGAGGUUAAUGGGUCUCUCUUCACCCCCUGGUUUUUUUAAGUCAUUCCAGACAGCCAGCUCUGGCAUUAUGGAUUGAUUUACAUUUCGAAAAAUGCUAAUUGGAUUCUCUGGGUUAUAAACUAGUUUCAUAUACAAGAAAACCACAAGAGACCAAAUGUGUAUUUGAUAAUAAUCACAUAAAAUAUAUUUCUCAAUGCAGUUGACUAGCAAUAUCCUCAGUCACUGUUGUGCAGUGGAUAUCCAGUAAAGCUAAAAGUAUACCGAUACUAUACUCAUCGAGCUAUGAAUGACAGUAAACAUGGACAUCACCUGGAAUCAACUGUGAUUGCUCUACACUGCAGUGAAAAUUGAGUGGCAUUAGUAGGGAACUGAACCAUGGGAAAAUUUCUACAGCCGUAUACCUGAAGUCCUUUUGAAGUAUUCAAUCUUUUGCUGCAGUCUUGGUUUCUUCGAUUUAUGUGUCUCCACAAUGUUGUUUUUUUGGUGCUAAACUGAGCUGCAGAUAUGGACGUUGAAGCAGCCAUCCAUACCUCCUGCUUGGCAUCAGUGUGGUCCACCUCAUCAUGGUAACAAAAGAUGUGGUCUACAUUAUCCUGGAGCUGGUGAUUGCCGUGCUCUCUGUGCUGGGCAAUGUGCUGGUUUGUUGGGCUGUGUACCUAAACAGCAAUCUGCAGAACAUUACCAACUUCUUUGUGGUGUCACUUGCUGUGGCAGACAUUGCUGUGGGCGUACUUGCUAUACCUUUUGCAAUUACCAUUAGUACUGGAUUUUGCGCUCACUUUUAUGGUUGCCUGUUUAUCGCCUGCUUUGUGCUGGUACUGACUCAGAGCUCCAUCUUCAGUCUCCUGGCUAUUGCAGUUGACCGCUACAUAGCCAUUAAGAUCCCACUCAGGUAUAAUGGUCUGGUGACAGGCCAGCGAGCGCAAGGAAUCAUUGCUCUCUGCUGGGUGCUCUCAGUCAUUAUUGGAUUGACACCAAUGCUGGGCUGGAAUUCUCGAAAACAAGAGAUCAACGAAACGUGCCCAGAAGAAAUGAUGAAAUGCUUUUUCAAAAAUGUGGUAACAAUGGACUACAUGGUUUAUUUCAACUUCUUUGCUUGCGUCCUGGUGCCCUUAUUGUUUAUGCUAGGCAUUUACUUAAGGAUCUUUAUGGCUGCACGGCAUCAGCUCAAGCAGAUUGAACUCAAAGUAGUCCAUGGUGAGAAGUCACGUUCAAUACUUCAGAAGGAGAUUCAUGCUGCAAAAUCAUUAGCUUUCAUUGUUGGCCUGUUUGCACUCUGCUGGCUGCCCCUGCAUAUUAUCAACUGCUUUGACCUAUUUUGUGAACAGUGUGAAAAACCACCAGUAAUUGUCCUAAACCUAGCAAUUAUACUGUCUCAUGCCAAUUCUGUGGUGAAUCCCUUCAUUUAUGCUUAUCGAAUAAGGGAGUUUAGACACACUUUCCGCAAGAUAAUUAGACGCCACAUUUUAGGAAAGAAGGAGCAUUUUUUUAAAGGAACUGGUUGUGGCAAUACUAGCAAUGGCUCAAAACGUGCCAGCAUGGUGGACAAUGCCAGCAUCAAAGCCAAUGGCUUGGCUGUCAAAGUAAACACAGGAAAACAUGACAAUGAAACUGAGCCUAAAAGUACAGAGAAUAACUUGGGAAAACUCACAGAAUACAAAACACAGGUGGUUUCUUAUCAAAAUGGAUACAUUGUGGAACUUCCAUUGCCACCUUUACAAAAACACCCACUCCAACCUCCCAACAGAGAGUCAGGAGAGCCUACAGAGAAUGGAGACACAUCAGAAAUUAAUGUAAACCAAGAAAAAGGACAAGUGCAAACUGAGGUCCAUGUUAACCUGACAUUGCAGGACAAAGAUGUCUGGUAUCCAGAUCUCUCAGAAGUAUCAUGAUUACUGUUGACAGUUUUCUACAAUGUAAAUAUUCAUGCGUUAAAUGUUUGUCUGUUUUUAAAACUACAGUAAACUUUUUAAAUGAGCAACAAUCAAGAUUCAUACUGUACUUUAAGAGUGAAGUUUCAAACCUUAUACAGAAGGUGAAAAGACUAAAGUCUUAACAAAAAGGACUAAUAUUUUAUUUAUACCCCAGGGGGUGUUAUACACAUUUAGAUUUCAAGUGACUCUUUUUAUUUAUUUUGGAAAAAGGAAACAAGAAAUCCAUCACUGUGGGUACAACAGACCUCGUCAAUUAAAAACACUCCAAAAUGUUAAUUUCCUUUACAUUAAAUAACCUCCACGUUUUAUCACAAGAACAGAAAACUGCUUUCUUAUACACUAUAGAGUUGAUGUCAUUAUAUUCUGCAUGUGUUCAUUCCAGUUCAUUCAAUGCACAAAAGGCCUAAAUGUAAACUGAGAACCAAAAUUUAAGAUCACUUAUGUAAAUAAAAGGAAAAUUCUUUGAAAUGGAUCAAAGUAGAUUUUACAUUUUGAAAUAUAGCAAAUUAAAAGAAGUGUUUCUGUAAGUUGUCCAAAAGGUAGAAAAUUAAAAGUACUGUAUUUUGCUAUUUAAGUUGCAUAAAUUUUAACACUUCCUCCUACAUAUUGGGCUAGGAAAAUGGUGUUUCAACAGGGAGGUUUGUGGCUAUGCCUUACUUAUACCGUGUGCUGUUACAGUGUUCGAGUUUUCAUUCAGCUCUCCAGUGUUACAAUAUAAAAUAUAUUUGUAAUCUACUUUAUUUGGUAAUCCAGUGUGGGGGGGUUAAAAAAAAUCCAAAAGCAACAAUGAUGGAUUGAACACUUUUUGCAACUGGUGUACAUGUCUUUAAAAGUUAAAUCUUUCAGCACUUUCACAACACUUUUCUGAAUAAAGAUGCCCUCUUUUUAAUGUAUCAAUUAUUAUGGUCAUAUGUAUACUGAUUUUUGUAUUUUAUUUA
Molecule: messenger RNA, 3505 nt
Organism: Polypterus senegalus (gray bichir)
Lineage: Eukaryota; Metazoa; Chordata; Cladistia; Polypteriformes; Polypteridae
Gene: adora2aa
Product: adenosine A2a receptor a
Exons: 3
Coding region: 1197-2525 (442 amino acids)
Biological process (GO): G protein-coupled adenosine receptor signaling pathway; adenylate cyclase-activating G protein-coupled receptor signaling pathway
Cellular component (GO): membrane
Molecular function (GO): G protein-coupled adenosine receptor activity
Source: RefSeq, a predicted model, not a curated record